Babesia microti strain RI is the source of this 1368-nucleotide messenger RNA. RefSeq lists its product as hypothetical. Lineage: Eukaryota; Apicomplexa; Aconoidasida; Piroplasmida; Babesiidae. The record is from RefSeq and is a predicted model, not a curated record. The coding region runs from base 1 to 1368 and encodes 455 amino acids. The transcript has a single exon.
AUGGGAAAUGUUACAUCCGCUGAUGUCACUAAACGGUGGAUUUAUGAUGUGCCCCCAUCUUAUGAUGAUCGCCGGCCUAAAAAAUUGCGCUCCAUGAUCAGGUCCUCAUCUAACCGCAAAGCAAUCAAAAUUACGCUAUCAUAUCAUUCUAAUAGCAAUUGUUCAUCCGAAAAUGAAUCGUCCUAUUGUUCAUCUACUUCAUCUAGGAAAAUUCGCUCCAGCAGCAACUCUAGGCGCUUUGACUCUUCUCGAAUUAGGUCUAGAACUACUUCCAAUUACAGGGAAAGGAGAAUUGGUACAAAUCGUGCCUGGCAUUCUGCCUUGUCUGUGCUACUUAACACAAAAUUGAUCCAGUAUAUUGAAUGUUACAUAUCGUAUUUAAAACAGCAUGCACUAGUUUCAGAUGAACAUUUAUGGCAUAAGGAAUGGAACAUACCGAGUUGUCGCAACUUGUAUGAUUUCCUUGCCAGUUACACAAAGAUUGUAAUUGGUGAAAAGUCGCAUCUACAAUCUGAAUUAUUUGCGUUUAGAAGAUUGUAUAGUGUAUAUGAUUACUUCAUUGGAUCUUUUUAUUCAUACCUAAAUUCUAUAGCUGAAGAAUGCACUUCUGUUUGCAAUGCUGUAAAAGGCGCCACUAAUAAUGAACUAAAGAGAUCAUUUGAAUUUGGUGACAUUGACAAUGAAGACAUAAUCAGCAUGGGUAGGUGCUGCAAGAGACAAAAACUAUCUAUGAAUGACGCAUUGAUUGUGGGAGUCAAUGUAGUCCGAAAUUCACAGUUCAAGGAGCUAUUUUCCAGGUUUACUGACAAAAAUCCAGUUAAAAUGUUAAAUACUUCGCAGAAAGCCAUGGCAGCCCUAAACAGGCUAUAUAAGAUGAUAAUGGCCUUGAAUAUGAAUUAUCAAAUUUGUAAUCGGCCUAGUAAAAUGAUGAGAAGCGUUAAAGAUGGACUAUUUUCGUUAAAAUUUUCGCCAUUAUUACCUGCACCACAACUCCCAAAUUUUCCACAAUUGCCUCAAUUGUCACAGUUAAGUACUAUGUUAUCCCCUUAUAUGACUUCUGUCUCAACUAUCAAACUAGUCCCUUCAAUAGGGUCAAUAAGGUUGAUCUCCUACAUUGCAUCAAUGACAAAUAUAAGGAGUAUUGUAAGGACUGUAGUUGAUAAUGAUACUAAUAAUAAAAUUGUUCUUGGCGGUGAAUCCAAUAUAUUUGAUGAAAAUGUCGAUGAAAAGGAGCAGCGUUUUAAAGAAUACAUCGCUAUGCAUACAUCGCAUUGGGGUGAAGAGGCCUAUGAUCAUGUAGAAGUUAGGUUAUGUACCAAUAAUGAUAUUAACAGUUUUGGGAUUCCAGAUACUUGUACAGUUAUGUAA